Molecule: messenger RNA, 479 nt
Organism: Propithecus coquereli (Coquerel's sifaka)
Lineage: Eukaryota; Metazoa; Chordata; Mammalia; Primates; Indriidae
Gene: AKIP1
Product: A kinase (PRKA) interacting protein 1
Exons: 5
Coding region: 21-479 (152 amino acids)
Biological process (GO): regulation of non-canonical NF-kappaB signal transduction
Cellular component (GO): nucleoplasm
Source: RefSeq, a predicted model, not a curated record
CGGAAGCGGGCUGGGGAGACAUGGAGAACUGUUUGGCGGCCGCGGCGCUGAACGGGGUGGACCGACGUUCCCUGCAGCGCUCGGCUAGGCUGGGUCGAGAAGUGCUGGAGCGGGCCAAGAGGAGGGCGGUGGACUGGCAGUCGCUGGAGUGUCCCAGAGGCAGCAUGGGGCUUUUUUCCCGGGAGAUGCCCCACCAGGAAAGACGGCCCGCAGCCGUCCCCCAGCGCCGUCUCCAAGGAGAGAGAGAAGAAAGACACCCAACCCUUAGUGCUUCCUUCAGAACAAUGGCUGAAUUCAUGGACUAUACUUCAAAUCAGUGUGGGAAAUAUUAUUCAUCUGUGCCAGAGGAAGGAGGGGCAACCCAUGUCUAUCGUUAUCACAGAGGGAAGUCGAAGCUGCAUACAUGCUCAGACACAGGGACCGGUCAGUGCUCAACAGAAAUGUGUAAAUUUGCAGCUUUAGAGAACUUAGAAGAAUGA